UCCACUGGAUUUUCAUUUUUUUAAUGCAAUAAAUAAUAAAUAAUUAAAUAAACCACCACCUUUUUCUCUGAUCUUCUUUAUUUUCUCUUUUUUUCUUCUUUUUUUUUGCCUUUUAAUUUUCCAGGUUACCCUGCUUUGUACGAAUCGGCUGAAACUCGAAGGUUAAUAUCUUCGUUUGGUACUUCGAAUAAAGGAUGUCUACUGGAGAUGUUAAAAGGGUUUCGCGUCAGGAUAUACAGUUGGUUCAAAACCUUAUAGAACGAUGUCUUCAACUCUACAUGACGCAGAAGGAAGUUGUGGAAACUCUGCUGGCUCAGGCCAAAAUUGAGCCUGGUUUUACUGAACUUGUUUGGCAAAAGCUUGAAGAAGAGAAUAGAGAAUUCUUCCAGGCUUAUUAUCUGAGACUUAUGGUGAAGCAACAAAUAGUGGAAUUCAACAAGCUGCUUGAGCAACAAGUUCGAUUGAUGAGUCAGAUUCGUUCAGCUGGAGUUUCCUCAAUCUCUAAUUCUAAUGGACCUCAAAUGCCACUGAUGCCCCAGAACUCAUCCUGCUAUGCCCCAGAGAACACAGGACCAGCUCUGAAGCAGGAGAACAUGCACCAUCCCAUGGACUCCAGUUUGCCUAAUGUAUUCACCAAUGGUAGUUCGGCAUUGCAUGCUGGAAUUCAUCCUCCCAUUGAGCUGGCUAGCCAUGCAAGCAGGAUUGAUGCCCCUCAAGGCAUGCUCUCAACACAGAAUUCAAACAUGGGUCUGAUGCAAGGAAUGAAUGGGAAAAUGAUAAAACCUGAAGCUGGUUAUUCGAGCGGUGCUCCUUACAUGUUUGGCGCUGAGAGCAAUGUUCUGGAGGCACGUCCAACAAUUGGGGAUACGUCUUUCAGUACUGUAGAAUCAAGCACUCAACCACUGAAUGAACCACUUCUGGAUGCCGACAUUUCUUCAUUUGGAUUUUUAGGCCAGAUCCCUCGUAAUUUCAGUCUUUCUGAUCUUACAGCUGAUUUUUCUCAGAGUUCAGAUAUACUGGAGAGCUACCCCCGGUCACCUUUCUUAGCGCCUGAUAAUGAAACAUUUCUGGAUUCUCGUGAAAGAGAGCAUCAAGGCGACAACAAAAGGUUGGACACCAUAUCAGAGGGAUUGAGUUAUGACGAUUUUCGAAGCGAAUAGCUCUACGUGUUGAUGGUACAACUGCUCUCCUUUGUAAUAAAAAGGGGAUUUUGUAUAUAUAGCAUUUUAGGAAGUCAUCAAAUUCAAUGGUUGAUGGAUAGAAGGAUUUCACUGACAUCUUUGGUAGCGAUGGAUAGCAUGGUUCGGAGAGGGAAACUGAGUUCUAAAAAUAAGUUCGAAUGAAACAUACAGUUUUUGUUUAUUUUGGUGCCAAUUGGAGUCCGUGGAAGCGGCCGCGUUGCCAUAGAAUCUGUUGGCACUCUUAGUGUGUCCUUUGCUUAUGGUGGUUUUAUUGACAGGUAAUUAGGGAUUGAUACAUUUGUUUGCUAUUUAUAACUUAUGCAUUGUGGAAUCAUAUUUAAUGUUUUAUGUUGUUUUGUGGAGUUUAAUGCAAGUUUGUGACUCAAUUUGGUGCAGAAAUAUGCAUAUUGGAUGGUUUUAUA
Gossypium raimondii (Peruvian cotton) is the source of this 1603-nucleotide messenger RNA. RefSeq lists its product as uncharacterized. The coding region runs from base 195 to 1160 and encodes 321 amino acids. The transcript is spliced from 8 exons. The record is from RefSeq and is a predicted model, not a curated record. NCBI's taxonomy places the organism in Eukaryota, Viridiplantae, Streptophyta, Magnoliopsida, Malvales, Malvaceae.